Alternaria infectoria is the source of this 492-nucleotide messenger RNA. RefSeq lists its product as uncharacterized. Gene Ontology annotation, molecular function: protein binding. NCBI's taxonomy places the organism in Eukaryota, Fungi, Ascomycota, Dothideomycetes, Pleosporales, Pleosporaceae. Bases 1 to 492 code for a protein of 163 amino acids. The record is from RefSeq and is a predicted model, not a curated record. The transcript is spliced from 2 exons.
AUGUCAACCCCCCACCUCCUCGACCUCCCCACAGAGAUCCUCAACCACAUACUCACCCCCCUACCCACAUCCUCCCUGCUCCGCUUCUCAGAAACCUCCCGUCACGCCCGCGUCCUCGCCAACGCCAACCUGCACACCCUCUCGUUAGGGAUCGCGCCCCUCGCUCCUGCCUUUUUCAAGUACCUCGACUCAUCCGUCACCACCAGUACAGCCGAUCCCUAUGAAGUCUGGCUGCGCAUCCCCCAGGCAAGAAGUUACGAGUACCUGACGUUGCAUAACUUCCAGAGCGCGUUGGUGACCAGUAUACUCAAGCGCCAUGGCACCAUGCUGCAGCAUCUCAACAUCAGCGUUUGGGCAUUGACGUUGCCCAUGGCGAAAGCUAUUAAGGACUUACGCGCUCUCCGCACCUUCUCACUCAGAAUCGAAAGCGGAGUAAGAGUCUCCAUCUUUACGACUGUCAAGAGCAGCGACCUGGAGAAUUUGAGCGUCUAA